Tribolium castaneum (red flour beetle) is the source of this 2001-nucleotide messenger RNA. Its product is annotated as probable G-protein coupled receptor Mth-like 1. The record is from RefSeq and is a predicted model, not a curated record. Gene Ontology annotation, biological process: cell surface receptor signaling pathway; G protein-coupled receptor signaling pathway. The transcript has 7 exons. Gene Ontology annotation, molecular function: G protein-coupled receptor activity. Bases 530 to 1735 code for a protein of 401 amino acids. Lineage: Eukaryota; Metazoa; Arthropoda; Insecta; Coleoptera; Tenebrionidae. Gene Ontology annotation, cellular component: membrane.
CCCAACAGCUGCGGUUGUAGAAGAAGAACGAGCGCAAUCGUAUUUAUCAAAUAACUGUAAUAAGUUAAUAACAAAGUGCGUCAUUAGUAGCGCAUUUACGAAGAAACAGAGAAAGCACUUCGAAGAGUUAGUCCAAACGAACCAUUUUCAAAAUUACUACUAUGUUGUGUCGUCUGGGUGGGAAAAGAGUUAGCUGGAAGAUCGCUUCAAAUUCCGCUAAACCUCUGGCUAAAACACUUUUCGGUUAUAAGCGUGCAGAAACGUGAUGUGGUUAUUAAAAUAGAAUUAUCAUUUUGAAUAGCGCUCUCUUAUCAACAGUUACUCAUCGUACGCAUUUAAGGUAAACAGCCAUUCAUUGUCACACCUUGUUACAAUCUAAUCUCAGAAAUAAACUUGUGAUCCGUUUUGUAAUACGAGCCAAUUAAAACAUCGUGACAUUUGACACGCUAAUUAUUAAAUUGAAGUUAUUUUAAUUUACAAACAUACAAAUUAAGAAGUGAUUAAUUGCAAUGACGACACUUUGUUUACAAUGAUAAAAAUAUUGUUACAAAUAGCACUUCUGAUUCCGACCUGUUUCUCAUCGAACCCUUGCUGCAGAAACAAUAAUGCGAUAAGUGAACGAAGAUGCAUCGAUGGUUCGCCUUUGCAAGGUCUCUCCUGUCCCCAAAAGUACCUCAUUGAGAAAGAUUCUGACAUAGAAGUCGAUAGCGAUGAUCAUCUUAACAUAGCCUCGUCACGAAUAUCACCAAACAAAUACUGCGUGUCAAGUAAAAACGACACAGUUGUUUACAUCGUUUGCUUCAAUGAGGAGUCCACAGGCAACACAAUCUACAUCGUUCAUGCUGUUCUAGAAUUAAUUUCCGUGUUUUUCAUUGUGAUAACGAUUUUUGUUUAUUUACAAUUGCGAGACGACCUUCUGGAUUUGCAAGGCAAAAGCAUUCUGCACUCAAUUGCAGGACUGGCUUUAUCAUUCCUUACUUUGGCCGUAAACCAACUAUUGCCAGGUGGUUUAGAACGACCAUACUGUAUUGUGUUGGCCUAUAUUAUCUACUUCUCAAUGCUAUAUUCAUUUUUUUGGCUAAAUGUUUUGUCCUUUCACAUUUGGAGAGUUAUCGUAAAGCCCCGUUUUCUCCAAAUAUUGUCCCCUUAUUGGCACUACAUUUACUGUGGUUUUGGCUGUGGAGGACCCACUUUUUUGACCAUCAUCCUCUCAAUUGCUCAGUCAAUGAACGAGUCAGAUUCCCAUCCAGGGUUUGGAGAAACAAAAUGCUGGUUUAAAUCCACAAAAACCCAAUUUCUUUACUUUUACACACCCAUGGCCGUGCUAUUGUGCCUGAACCUCCUCUACUACGGCUCAACAAUCGCAACUUUGUGGCGGAGCUUGAAGACAGUGGAUGAAAAGAAAGACAAAGUGUUAAAGUACAGAUUGCUUCUUUGUGUGAAAUUGUUCUUCAUAAUGGGCAUCUCUUGGAUCUUUGAGUUAUUGUCAGCCGCUUUCCAAGAGAGCAAUCCCCUUCAAGUCAUAUGGCACGUGACAGACGUUCUCAACACCUUACAAGGAAUCCUGAUAUUCCUCAUUCUGGUGGUAUUCAGAAAACGAGUCGUUCGUGGAUUAGCAGAUCGGAGUUUUUGUGGAAUACGAUUGCCAGGGCGGUGGCGAGGUGCCGCCGAUGACGAAUGUGGAGAAAUCGAAGAAGAAUUGAACUUAUCAGAAACACACGUCCAGAAAAACUAAUCGCGUGUGUUACUCCAUCAGUGGAAGAGUUUAGUGAAGGUCUUUGGGCCAAGGAACAAGACAAAAUGUACAUAAGACAACGAAAAUUAAACAUAAACUAUUUUUAGCUAAUUUUAUUUUUACGCAAAACUGGGAACCGAUUUACAAAUUUUCGUAAUCACAGUAGACUUCUAUUCGCAAUGAAGAUGCAACUUUGAAGACUGGAUGAGAUCGAGUGAAAUAUUUCUCAUACCGAAUUAUCCUUUAAUAAAUUUUUUGUUCCCCCA